Elaeis guineensis (African oil palm) is the source of this 1963-nucleotide messenger RNA. RefSeq names its product BTB/POZ domain-containing protein At2g24240. The record is from RefSeq and is a predicted model, not a curated record. Gene Ontology annotation, molecular function: protein binding. NCBI's taxonomy places the organism in Eukaryota, Viridiplantae, Streptophyta, Magnoliopsida, Arecales, Arecaceae. Gene Ontology annotation, biological process: protein homooligomerization.
AGACUUCUCAACGCUAAAUGUCAAGCUUUCAAACGUCCCAGAGAAUUUUACCAAAAAAAAACACACGACCCAGAGAAUAAGAAGUUCUGUAAGUUGGGAGGAUGGGGGAGGGGAUAGAGGUGGCGAGACGGAAAGAGGGGGGAAUAAAGGUUCUCGCGUUCUUAAAUUAGCGCAUAAUUUUCGAAUUCUCUGCCACCAAAUCCGGCGAAAUCCAAAGGACAACUCCAAAAAAUCUCCUGUUCUCUGAUUCCCUUAUCUCAAAGUCUCUUCUUUAUUUCGUUAGCUUUGAUUCGGACAUUACGCCACCAAAAUCUCACUUUCGGUGUCUCAAGUUUGAAAUUUGGAUCAAAGUUUCGAUCUUUUUGACUCGAAUUCAACCAAGGUAUCUGAACUUGAGCCAUGGCGAGCGGAAGCGACCGGGUCCGAUUCAAUGUGGGCGGCAAGAUCUUUGAGACCACCGCCACCAUCCUCGCGAACGCCGGCCGCCAGUCCAUGCUCGGCUCCCUCCUCGACGAGUUCUGGAAACCCCGGCAGCCCGCCGGCGGUGGCGAGUACUUCAUCGACCGCAACCCCGCCUGCUUCGCCGUCCUUCUCGACCUCCUACGCACCGGCGAGCUCCACGUGCCGCCCAACAUCCCCGAGAGGCUCCUUUACCGUGAGGCCCUAUUCUACGGCCUCCUCGACCACGUCCGCGCCGCCCGGUGGGGCCCUUUCGAUGGCAACCUCCUCCGGCCUGCCGCCUCCGUCCCCGGCCGCGCCCCCGGCGACGGCACCGCCAUCCGCGCCGGCCCGGACGGCGGCUGCUGCGUCGCCCACGGCAGCAUGGUCCACGUCUACGACUGGAUGCUCGAGGAGCACCGUCCCAUCAGCCUCGACUACCAGCAGGUCAACGACGUCGGCUACCUCGACGCCCAGAGUAUCGUCGUCACCGCCCGCGAGCGGCUCGGCAGGGGCGAAGGAGGGAUGGGACUUUUCUCCUCGUCGACCGGCGAACUCCGGCAUCGGUUUCGGGUCGCCCACGACGACCAAGUUAAGAGCUUUACUGCCGGCGCUCUCAGCUUCAGCAACUCGGACUACAAGAUCUUUGCUAGUUGUAAGGGGAGGUGCAAUGAGUAUGGAAUUGGUGUCUGGGAUCACGACACUGGCCUGCAGGUAGAUUUCUUCUACGAGCCAACCGGUUGCCUUCUCGGAGACGCCGACAAGCUCCAAUGGCUGGACGGAAGCAAUUGCCUGAUGGUCGCCACCUUGUUCCCGAGAACCGACAACUGUUUCAUUGGUUUGUUGGACUUCAGGGAGAAGAGUGUGGUGUGGUCUUGGUCUGAUGCCAGAAUCACGUCGUCUCUUGAUGAUAAGAAGGUCGUCCAUGCAAUUGCAAUGGAGGAUGGCCGGUCCGUUUGUGUUGUAAACCAGUAUGAAGACUUGGGGUUCAUGGAUUUGAGGAGCAAUGCAGGAGGGGUCAGGUGGAGCUCUAGAAGUAAGCUCAUGAACCGGAAGGUGCCCGAGGAGGAGAGCUGCUAUCCCAAGCUCGCAGCACACGGCGGGCAGCUCUUCUCCUCCAUGAAUGACAGCAUCUCGGUGUUCUGUGGACCUGAGCGGGUUUUGACAUCGACGCUGCGGAGUACCUACGGUGGUUCGAUCUGUGAUUUCUCGAUCGGAGGUGAUCGGUUGUUCGCUCUACAUAGCGAUGAGAACGUGUUCGAUGUGUGGGAGACGCCCCCUUCUCCAAUCUUUUGACAUUCGAUUGUAACUUCUUUUGUUUAGCAGAGACAAAAGGAAGAAGAGUAUAAGAGUGGCAGUGUUGAUUGUGUGCAGUUCUUCAUGAUCUUUUGUGACUUCUUAGCAAAAUUAAUCCCAAAGAAUUGAGGUGUAAUCAGCUAGAUGUUGAUGCAGGAGUGAGUGUCUCUGUGAUUUUCUCAUCUUUCAAUUCUCCAUAUUUAAGAUUGAAGCCAAAGGCAAGCUUCUA